GCUGCCCUCUUUGAUCAGCAGCCGCGACUACGUACGUACGUAUUGUGUACGAGCGUGAAAAACAUGUCUGGACCGGACUCGGACGAACUUAUCGCGCGUCCGUGGCCGUACGUACGUGCAUUACGUGUAUGGACGGCGUCAACAUCACAUGCUCAUGCCGUAAUCGGUUGCAAAAUCGCGGGGAUCUACCGCGGGUACGAGACCCCCGGCCCGAUGCCCCGUAACAAGCCUAACGAAAGAGCCCGUAGCCCCAACGGUCUCAAACGCAAACUCAAGCCCGAACAACGAGAAUCUCCCCAUCGAAGGAACCUUCGUUUUGCCAGCUACCCACUACUCUUCAUUUUUGGACUUCUUCGAUUCAUUGUCUUCCAAGUUUGGAUGCUUUUAUCGCACGCUUUUUGGCGAGUGACGGACAUCAAGCAGAAGUACGCCGUGGAUCGUUCAGCAGCGUACGCCUCUGUGGAGACUACCGUGAAUGGGACGCAUUUGACGGGGGUGACGAUAGCUUCCAACACGGACGGUAAAACUGGCCAAUCUAGCCCGUCUGGAAUGAUGAAUGAUAGCAGUUGUAAAGAGGCUAACUUGUUAGUGAAACAGAAACAGCACCACAAGAAGGCCUUCGAGUACAUCUCCAAGGCGCUGAAAAUUGAUGAAGAGGACGGAGGAAACAAGAAGUUGGCACUGGACUAUUAUAAAAAGGGCAUCAAUGAAUUGGAAAAUGGCAUCGUCAUCGACUGUGAAAAACCAGGUGAGGAGUGGGAUAGAGCAAAGCGACUACGGGAGAAGAUGAAGACCAAUCUGGAGAUGGCGAAGGAGAGACUUGAGCUUCUCAAUGUCAAAAUUGACUUUGGGCAACCAGAAGAUGAUGAGAAUCUAAAAGGUACAAUGGUGAAAACGUCUUCAUCUUCAUCUGCAUCGUCAAAAACUAAAGCCAUAUCCUCUCGCACUAAACCCCAAACCACAACCCGCCCAGGUUUUGACAAAAACAAAACUGCCGGGUCAGAGGUUAAAAAGGCUGACACUGUCCAGGGGAAAAAGCUGAGCAGUGUGGGACCCAGCAGAAAGACGCUGUGUGACUGGCACAGGGAAAAUGUGGCAAAGAAAGCCAAAUAUGCAUUGACUCAACCCCAAGGAAACGAGAGAAUAUCUUCACCCAAGAUGACUCACAAGACCAGCGUCUUGCCUCGCUCUACCCAUCGUGAAGGCAUCCGGAGCAGAAGCCCAGCGACACCAGAGAGACGACCUGCUACCUAUGCUCAGAGACAUAGCCAUGGAUCAGAGUCAGCGCUGACUACAUGCUCAAGGGGAAGAGGCCUCACUAGGAAAGACAUCACCAACGCCAACCAUGCACCAACCAAUGAAAGAGCACCGUCGGCUGUGAGGCUGAAAAUCAACAAGUUAAAGAAUGUGGAUUCCAAACUGGCGCACCGCAUACUGGAUGAGAUUAUGGAUAAUGGGCUACCGGUUAAAUUUGAAGACAUUGCGGGACAAGAGGUAGCCAAACAAGCCCUUGAGGAGAUUGUUAUUCUGCCGUCUCUCCGGCCGGAGUUGUUCACCGGUCUGCGAGCACCUGCCAGGGGCUUGCUGUUAUUUGGACCACCUGGUAACGGCAAAACAAUGCUGGCCAAGGCAGUUGCCCAUGAAUCCAAUGCAACAUUUUUCAACAUCAGUGCGGCAACGCUGACGUCCAAAUAUGUGGGUGAAGGGGAGAAGUUAGUCAAAGCGCUCUUCUCAGUUGCUAGGGAGCUACAGCCGUCGGUCAUCUUCAUAGAUGAGAUUGACUCUCUCUUGACUGAGAGAAAGGAAGGAGAACAUGAGGCAAGCCGACGACUCAAGACAGAAUUUCUGCUGGAAUUUGACGGGGUGACGGCCGACCCAAAUGAGAGAGUCCUAGUGAUGGGAGCAACAAACAGACCUCAGGAGCUGGAUGAUGCAGUACUGCGGAGAUUUGUCAAGAGAAUAUACGUCACCAUGCCUGAAGCUGAGACAAGGAAGGUGUUAUUGACCAGACUGCUGGCUAAGCAUCACACCCCUCUGACUGACGGAGAUCUGACCCAACUAGCUCAGAUGACCGAUGGUUACUCAGGGAGUGACCUGACAGCUCUGGCCAAAGAUGCAGCGUUAGGACCGAUACGAGAACUUGGCCCAACUCUUGUCAAAUCAGCAGCCGCUACAGAGGUACGAGACAUCAAGUUAUCCGACUUCCAAGAAUCCAUCAAACACAUUCGCUGCAGCGUUCAGCCUCAUCUUCUGGCCACCUACGCACAGUGGAACUCCGUGUAUGGUGAUGUCGCUGCACUUUGACGACCCUGCACUAGAACUUCUUGGACAGUGUGCCUGUGUGCCGCCCUCUUGUGACAACAGACAGCCAACAUUGUCAAUUGUGGUGUAGCACCCUUGAGCUAACUGGACUUUGACAUUUCUAAGCCAAGCUUAACUUUUUGAUUAUUCUGCACAUUCUGUAUACCACUCUGGACUUGUAUAAAUCUUGCUUUUUGUCACAGUUUUAUUGUACCUAAACAACCCCCCUUAAUUUCCAUACCGUAUCUGGAUAUGCAACACUGAUUUGCCUUGUGGUAGAGCGUGUUGGCAUGAAAUUAAAAUGAAAUGGCAAAAGAAAGUAAACACUGUCUAAAGUUUUGUAUCCGUAAUCUUAAGUUACAACUCCGAUCUAUUUACACUGUAAAUACAAAAGUGCAGUCUCGUUUGUCUGUGUAAAAUCACAAGUGCUCGUAGUGACGCUGCAAAAGAUCUACCUCUAAAAUAAAAGUUUACAAAAUUAAAAUUUUGGUUGAGAUUUCUGUGAUCGCACCAUUUGAUACUUUUCCCCUUGUUUGCUAAAAUUGACAUUUACUAAAAUGGACAUUUUCAAAACUGGAUGAGAUUUGAUCCAGAUCACUGUUAACCUGAAACCCCUCCUUUUUGUAAGCAGAAAUCAGCAAACAGUUUUGAUGUGGCUCGUUAGAUGAUUCAUAUUGCUGUUAUCUGUGAGGUUUGCGGUUAUUUUAAUGUACACUCUAUAUUUUCCUUGACAGUUUGGCCUUAUUUUUCUUGGGUAUGAUCUCAUUUUUGUUUGUGUUUACUACUCCACGAUACAAGGAUGGGUUAAUUCUGUCAGAUUUGGUUGAUCAGAGUAUGAUCUUAAAAUUCCUAACUGUAGGAUUCUGUUGGAUUCUGUGAGAUUCUGUGGGAUUCUCACUUUGUGUGUUUAGAGGAAACCCGAGGGGUUUAUUGUUGCGUUAGCAAAUUCGAUUCCCAAAUUCCUCCUUUAUUAUCUCUGUAUUUUUCUUUUAAAGAUUUACCCUAGAAUUUCCUACAGUCAGACAAAUAUUUUACAGUUUAUAUAGCAUACCAUGACAUACUUUUCAUUUAGUGUGCCCUUCGAAAACUUCCUUUGUAAGGACACAACAAAUUAGCAAUUUUGUAACUUGAAGGAAUGACUUGCGCUGAAUUUUUCCUUGGCCUUAAAAUACCAUCAGGAACAAAAGUCUUCCAGAAAUUGAAUGCAUGCUAAACUCCAUCAGGUAUGUUGCUUAAUGCUUUUUAAUAACUUGGUCUCAAGCUUCAUUCCAAAGUAUGCAAAACUUGGAAGCAAUGCUUGCAAUAAGCAGCAUUAUUCUGUUAAUGUUAUAAUCCAUGUUUUGUCAUUUUUACGAGGUAUUAAUUGUGAUAUUGUACCAGUGACCUCUUGCAUACAUAGUCUUAUUCUACAGAGACUGGCAGUUUGAAGCAUGUAUAAUCAUUUGAGAAAAGGUUCUACUUGCAGUUAGUCAAAAUUCGAAGUUUUGUGAGGACAAUGAAACUCAAGUCUUUUGUAGACAAUUCUUCCACAGUCACUCAGAAAGUUUGCAUUUGUGUACACCGACAGAGUUUUUUUAACUUCAGAAUUUGUUAGACACUUUUUGCCAACUUUGGAAAGUUCUCAGGAAGUAUUGGUCACUCCUCAACAAGUGCAGCCCUAGUCUGAGUAUCGCCAAUUGUCUUAGGAGCCCUCUCUGUAACGAAUCUCUGAUUAUGUCAGCAAUGAAACUUUUAUGCGACCCCAGGCACCAGCCAAUGGGAGUCGACUUUAGAAAUUGUGACAUCUUUUUGAUCAGAAGCUGUUGAUUGGUCAAUUUGGCUGCCAUGUUUUUGUAAUACAUGUACAACAGGUUACCGAAUACCUGAUAGAAGGUGCCUGCUGAAUGGUUAGCAUCUCGAUGGUCUAGUCUCGUUUUGCAUUUGUCGCCAAAUCUGCUCGCAUAUCAUAGACCCUUGCUGUGCAAGGGGAUAUUCCAUAGACUAGUGCACCCCCAACCCCAGCCUCCCCCCCCCCCCAAAAAAAAACCUCAAGAGAUGAAUUGCCAUCUCUACUGCUUCUUGGCCUUUGCACACACAGAGAGAUGACCUGGUUUAAAGAACUGACCUCAGUACAUGCUCUGAUACCAGCCAACCAUUUUGCAGCUGCAUAAGUUUGACCCCUCUGACAAACUUAUUGAAGCUUCUUGAUUUGCAGCACAUGUCUAGCUUUUACCAGGAUAUGUUGGUGUAUUUGUGUAGAUUUUCAUAGUUCCAUCACUAUUUUUAAGCUGAUUUUGCCAUGUUUGAAUACUGUUGGCUGAGUUUUUCUUUAUGGUCCAAAUUACAUAAUCAUAGCUCCUUGAGCAGAAAAUAAUUUACUUAGUCCAACUGUUCAUGGAAAACCGCUAAUGACAUGUAGUUGUGAAAGGGAUAGGCAAAUGUGAAUGUGGGGUCAUAUCCCCAAGCAGUAAGAUAAAACUCUUUUAAGAAAACUUAUUCUGAAAUUGAUUAUUCAGUGUGAAAUAAAUGAGAGAAUACUGGUCAUGUUGAUUCACUGGUUAUGUAACCUCAAAAAGAAACAUUUUUGUCUGAAGUAUGGUGAUGACUUCUAGGUAAGUGCAUCGGUAGUGUACCAGUUCUUAAGGGCGAUCGAAUUUCCUUGGUACGCAGAGACGUUGUUAUUCUGACUUCUCUGGGUGGAGUUGGAGUGACUCAUCUUUAGUUUUGUUGAUAAUUAUGGCUCACCCAUCCUGUGAGAUGGACUGAGGAAAACGAGGACAGAUAGUGACAUCCUAUCCCCAAACAAACUUGCAAAUCAAUGAAAAACUAUAAAAAUUAAUAAAAACAAAUAAUUUACACCAAACAGAACAUGGAUAAAAUUACAAGCAGAUAGACUGAAUGAAGUUAUUGGCUGGUAGAAAAAUAUCCGUGUCAUACUUAAUGCAAAAAUGUAUCCAUAAAAAUACAUCACUUGUUGCACCCAGGAAAUUGGAUAACUUCCACAAAUACAAACACACCAGAUAUAAGUUUGUAUUUUCUUUUCAGAAUCUGGCUACAUUCUGAUCUUUUUGCUCAAAUGGACUACAACACUUUUUUUUCCUUUUUAAUUCCAGAAAUUAGAAUUUUUACCACUGGAGUAAAAAACUGUUGCUUGACUCAAUAUGUGUGUUCUCCCCCCCCCCCCCCCCCCCCCGGCCAAAAGUCUUUUCGCACUUUUUAUAACUGCCUUUGAAUAUUUUCAUAUUUACCAACAAUUUUGAGCAUUUUGUAGUUGGCAGGAAUUGUGAAUUUCCUUUGAACUUCCAAAGGUUUUGUAGUAGUGUCAAGUGUGAUUUUUUUUCUCAUCUGGAAUCUUUCAUAAGGUGUGGUGCACUUUUUCUAAUCAAUACUUUUCUUGUAAUUUUGUAUAUAAAGAUGCAGGUGAAUUAGUGGUGUAUUUGAGAUUUUGUUUUGAUUUCAUGAUUUACAGUUUAUUUUAUUCCAUUGUUUAUUUAGAUUAAGCAGAUUUUGGUAAUUAUAUUGUUGAGCGAGAUAUCAGCUUAUGCGUAGCACUAAGACGAUUCAUGAAGAGGCAGCAGCCAACUAUAGCAAAUACAUGUAUCACACUGUAAGCGCUACCAAAACAUUUACAAUAUUUGCUUCUAGCUUGUAAUACAUCUUGCCAAUUUAAAAUUUGUAAUCAACAUAGACUUGUCAAACAGCUAUAAAUCAGGGAAAGGCAUUAUGGAGAUUACAGCUUAAUUAUUUAAACCCUCCCAUUGUUUGAUCAAUCACAGACAGUCAAAAAUUUCUUCCCCAUCCCUUGCCAUGCAUUUGUAUACAUAACAAGUACAAAAAAAAGUCGGAUCGCAUUUGUGUUAACACUAUGACCGACUAGUCAAAUUCCAUCAACAGACAAAAGAGGUAACUGGUAGGUACAGCUGGCAUAUCAAUCACCUCCAGUCAAAGCGUGGCUGUAUCAAACUAACGAUGAAAUUCUCAACCGUUCAAAACAGUCACUUGAUUGAUUCUGACUGCUGUGAUGUGUAGCUGAAUCUGUCAGCCAGAGAGGGAGGGUUUUUAAUUCCCUGCUGGAGUUUUCUUAAUUCAUACAAACUCUGCAAACCAGCACCAAUGAGCCAAACCCAGUUCAUAAAUGGUAUCUCACCCAGUGUUUUGUACAUACCUGUUCCUUUGUCAAAAUGCCAAAUCACGCUUUGUUUAUAAAUGGUAAUGUAAUAUCUUCAUUUCAUUU
This is a messenger RNA of Patiria miniata (bat star), 6514 nucleotides long. RefSeq names its product spastin-like (gene spast). Gene Ontology annotation, molecular function: microtubule severing ATPase activity; ATP hydrolysis activity; ATP binding. The coding region runs from base 64 to 2304 and encodes 746 amino acids. The record is from RefSeq and is a predicted model, not a curated record. Lineage: Eukaryota; Metazoa; Echinodermata; Asteroidea; Valvatida; Asterinidae. Gene Ontology annotation, cellular component: microtubule cytoskeleton. The transcript has 14 exons.